This is a messenger RNA of Pollicipes pollicipes, 1675 nucleotides long. Its product is annotated as transmembrane protein 19. Gene Ontology annotation, cellular component: membrane. The transcript has 7 exons. The record is from RefSeq and is a predicted model, not a curated record. Bases 40 to 1017 code for a protein of 325 amino acids. NCBI's taxonomy places the organism in Eukaryota, Metazoa, Arthropoda, Thecostraca, Pollicipedomorpha, Pollicipedidae.
UAUAGGACGUGCACUACUUGUUUCCUUCAAUUGCGUGAUAUGGUUAUGAUACUUCUAUUGUAUUGCGUUGCUCUGAGUCUGUCAGUUGCAUUCUGGAUAUCCAACUAUGUGAGCCUUUGGAUGUUUGGAAAUGUUUCAGACGUGUGCUCAGCCCCAAGAUGGAUCGCCGCCAUCAUCGUACCGAUCUUCAUCGCCCACCGGGGCUUGAAGAAGCGCAGUUUGGACAAGUCAGGAGUACUAGCAGGUCUGAUUGUUGGCUUUCUCCUCACCCUGGGAAACUGGACGUUCUUGGCAAUGCUGCUGACCUUCUUUUUAUCAUCGUCGAAGGCCACACGUUUUAGAAGCAAACAGAAGCAAAGGUUUGAGGACGAUUUUAAGGAAGGCGGUCAGCGCAACUGGCGACAGGUGUUCUGCAAUGGUGGCGCCGCCGCCCAGGCCGCCUGUCUGUACCUGAUCGAGUGCGGCUGCCGCGAGACGCCCGUCGACUUCCACGCCGACUUCCACGGCUCCGUGCUCAUGCUGGCCGUGCUCGGUUCGCUGGCCGCCGCCAACGCCGACACGUGGGCUUCCGAGCUGGGCACGGUGCUGGCCGGCCGGGGCCCGGUGCUCAUCACCACCCUGAAGCGGGUGCCCACAGGCACCAACGGCGGUGUGUCGCUGGCCGGCCUGCUGGCCAGCCUGCUGGGCGGCGCGCUGGUGGGCCUGGCGUGCUGGCUGACGCAGCUGGCGGUGCUGGGCAGCUGGACGCUGCACGGCCGGCCGCCGCAGUGGCCGCUGCUCACCGUCGGCCUGCUCUCCGGCCUGUUCGGCAGCCUGCUGGACUCGCUGCUCGGCGCCACGCUGCAGUACUCAGGUGUGACGGAGGAGGGCGUGGUGGUGGAGCGGCCGGGGCCGGGUGUGCGUCACAUCUGCGGCCGACCUGUCAUCGACAACCACUCCGUCAACCUGCUGAUGACCAUCGCCACCGGCUGCGUGGCCCCCGUCAUCGGCUACUGGAUCUGGCCGGCCGGUCGCUGACCCCAUCACCAGGGGACGCCAUUUGGCACUGGCGCUAGGUCGUAAGCGCCUGUCGACCGGAGGAUGAUACUAUGCUACAGGCUGGGGCAUCGGCUAAGGAUUUUUUGUAGAGCACGAUGUAGCUUGCUUUCUAGCAACUGGUAUUCUGGUGGGUCCGACGGACUCGGCAGUUAAGUUUGCGUGUUGGCGAAUUGUGGGUCGUCACAGCUGUAGUUAGGGCCGCCGUUGUCAUAGUAACGUCUUCCAUUGUGCCGCUUCCAGUCUGCCGGCAGCAUUGUACGUACUGUGGAGGAUCGCUGACGCUGGGCUACAGCGUUGCAGUCACUUGUCUUUUGUUGGGAGGGGCAUCUACUCGUGCCGAACCCAUGUGGCUCAAAAUAUAUUGUCUAGCAGCUGGAAUGAUAUUAUGUGCUCCAAACUUGACUAGGCGAAUCAUCCUCCUGCAUGCGUAAUUAUUUGCGUUCAAGACCUUGCGCGCCAAUGUACUGUGCCGUUCUUUACGAGAACGUGUCAAUUUACGUAUGUUGUUAAGUGCAUUUGCGAGGAACAUUAUACAUUAAGAUAAGACAAUACUGGUAGCCUUAUUCCAUUUAGAGUAACCAGGAGAAAGGAGAGAUAAAUGUAUUGAUAUUUUGGCUACAUGGCUUUAUCAAACCAA